Molecule: messenger RNA, 1881 nt
Organism: Ricinus communis (castor bean)
Lineage: Eukaryota; Viridiplantae; Streptophyta; Magnoliopsida; Malpighiales; Euphorbiaceae
Product: probable aldehyde dehydrogenase
Exons: 16
Coding region: 85-1758 (557 amino acids)
Cellular component (GO): mitochondrion
Molecular function (GO): L-glutamate gamma-semialdehyde dehydrogenase (NAD+) activity; aldehyde dehydrogenase (NAD+) activity
Source: RefSeq, a predicted model, not a curated record
CAAGGUUUAUUAGUUUUACACUCCUACUUAAGUUAUAUAGACUAGAGGACCCUCCAUCAUACUGUUCUGCUCAUCAUUCCAACCAUGUUUAGAUUUGUGGGUUGCAGAGUAUUGAGAGCUAAAGCUACCCACAACGGUGUCAAUUGGCUUAGUCCAUUCAAUCCUUCAAGUGGCAGAUCGGUUCAUUCUUUGCCUUUUGCAACAGUAGAAGUUGAAGAGAUAUCUGGUUCUCAGCCUGCUGAAGUACGCAACUUGGUGCAGGGGAAAUGGACAGGAUCUUCAAGUUGGAAUACAAUUCUGGAUCCUUUGAAUGGAGAACCAUUCAUUAAAAUUGCUGAAGUAGAUGAAACUGGAAUUCAGCCAUUUGUAGAGAGCUUGUCCAAGUGCCCCAAGCAUGGACUGCACAAUCCUUUCAAGUUACCAGAGAGGUAUCUUCUAUAUGGAGACAUAUCUGCAAAGGCAGCCCACAUGCUUUCCCUGCCCAAGGUUUCAAAUUUCUUCACUAGGUUAAUACAAAGGGUUGCUCCAAAGAGUUAUCAGCAAGCGCUUGGCGAAGUUCAAGUUACUCAGAAAUUUCUAGAGAAUUUUUCUGGUGAUCAGGUUCGUUUCCUGGCAAGGUCUUUUUCGAUACCCGGAAAUCAUCUCGGACAGCAAAGCCAUGGCUUCCGAUGGCCAUAUGGUCCUGUUGCAAUUAUCACUCCCUUCAAUUUUCCAUUAGAGAUUCCAGUACUUCAGUUGAUGGGUGCACUAUACAUGGGCAACAAGCCCAUUCUAAAAGUUGAUAGCAAGGUGUGCAUUGUUAUGGAGCAAAUGAUGCGACUUCUACAUUACUGUGGGUUGCCAGUGGAAGAUGUAGACUUCAUAAAUUCUGAUGGGAAGACAAUGAACAAAAUAUUACUGGAGGCAAAUCCGAGUAUGACCCUCUUUACUGGUAGCUCAAGAGUUGCAGAUAAGUUGGCUGUUGACUUGAAGGGUCGUAUUAAAUUGGAAGAUGCAGGAUUUGACUGGAAAGUUUUAGGCCCUGAUGUUAAUGAGCAGGUGGAUUAUGUAGCCUGGGUUUGUGACCAGGAUGCAUAUGCGUGCAGUGGUCAGAAGUGCUCUGCACAGUCAAUAUUAUUCAUGCAUGAGAACUGGGCUGGCACUUCACUUCUAUCCAAAAUGAAGGAUCUCGCAGAGAGAAGAAAAUUAGAAGAUCUAACCAUUGGUCCUGUUCUCACUUUUACAACUGAAGCGAUGGUAGGACACAUGAAUAAAUUGCUUCAGAUACCAGGUUCAAAGCUACUUUUUGGAGGCAAACCUUUGGAGAAUCAUUCCAUUCCACCCAUAUAUGGUGCUUUAAAACCAACAGCCAUUUAUGUUCCCAUCGAAGAAAUGUUGAAAGAGAGAAAUUAUGAGCUGGUAACCAGAGAGAUAUUCGGUCCAUUCCAGGUUAUUACGGAGUACAAGAGAGAUCAACUUCCACUGGUUUUGGAUGCUCUGGAGAGGAUGCAUGCACACUUAACUGCUGCUGUGGUUUCCAAUGAUCCUCUUUUUCUGCAGGAAGUAAUUGGGAAAUCAGUAAAUGGGACUACAUAUGCAGGGUUGAGAGCAAGAACAACUGGUGCUCCACAGAACCAUUGGUUUGGACCGGCAGGAGACCCAAGAGGUGCAGGGAUUGGGACGCCAGAAGCAAUAAAACUAGUCUGGUCUUGCCAUAGAGAAAUAAUAUAUGACUUUGGUCCCCUGCCAAAGCAUUGGGAAAUUCCACCAUCGACAUGAGGCUUCCACUGAACAAAAGAAAUAUACAAAAGGGAAAAAAAAAAGAAUUAUGUAGCAUUUGAUCCUUCAACAUAUUGCUUCUACCUCUAGUUUUCAAAUAAAAGGAAGGAAGUUUUGUAGUUA